Molecule: messenger RNA, 3801 nt
Organism: Symbiodinium pilosum
Lineage: Eukaryota; Dinophyceae; Suessiales; Symbiodiniaceae
Source: the annotation of a GenBank genome assembly
AUGUACAAGUCCAAGCACGCCGCAGAUCUCCCUCCGACGGCGUCCACAUUUGCGGCUAAGGGAACAACUUGCCCAAACGUAGCAAAUAUUGGUGGGGGCUUGGAGAGGAAGCCAGUCACUGACAAGAGCCACUCCUCCUUCGGCAAGCCCAAGGGGCAUUAUUGUGACGACCCAGGCAGCUUCUUGAAAAAGAGUGAGAAGACGGGGGGCAAGGUGCUAUCCUUGAAGGAGAUGAAGAAAGAACAUCCUGAAGCCUUGCUUCCCAAGCAGCUGAAAGAACAAACUAGAGGUGGCGUUCCUAAAGCCUCUGAACAGCCAGUAAUGAACCUGGUGACGAGCAAGAACUUCAUUGUAGCCAACGCCGUGGAGGUAAUCCUGGCCGCUCCGAAGAAGGUACCGGAGGGCACGAAGGACUAUCUCAAAAAGGAAGACUACGGCAAGGUGCCCAAGUAUCUGCAAAACAUCAAGCAGGACAUCGAGGCAGAGUAUCAGUACAUCAGGGCUCUCCAGGAGCAACAGGCGCAGGCGGAGGCUGAACGUGUCCGGCCGAUGACAGAGGAUGAACGGCAAAGUCUUCUUGAGGGCCUAAAAGCCAAGUGGGAGCAGGUGAACACGGCCUAUCAGGGUGGCACUCAUGUGACCAACUUGGAUACCAUGGGCAAGCUGAAGCGAAAGGAAAAGCAUGAGGCUGAGUUAUCUCAGCUCGAAAAGGAUAUCGAGUCUCAGAGGAAGCCUGAGUGCGUGCACAGCCUGUCCUCGAAUGCGGAGAAGCGAGAUGCAGCGCAGUGCCUCAAGUGUCUUGUGCUUGGCCAGGUGUCCCGGCAGUGUUUGGUGCACACCCGCCACGGUGAUGAUUGGAACAAGGUCUACCUGAAGGGGGCCAAGCUCGGUGAGGGCUCCUACGGUGAAGUUUUCCUGGCCUUGCAUGCCUCUUUGGGCGUAGCCCGCGUGGUGAAGUCAGUGCCCAAAAGCCAGCUGAGCGUUGCCGGCGAACAAGUGGAGGAUGAGGUGAACAUGUUGAAGUCUUUGGAUCAUCCGCACAUUGUGCGCGUUUUCGAGGCGUUCGAGAGCGAGGAGAGCCUGCACAUCGUGAUGGAUUAUGCUGAAGGUGGUGACCUUGCCUCUGUCAUCAGGGAAACCGUGGACACCGAGACUUUGCUCCCUCAGCCGUGGAUACGCGAGACAGCAGUCCAGGUGGCAUCAGCGUUGGACUACAUGCACUCUCGCGGUGUCAUCCACUGUGAUCUAAAACCUGGCAACGCCAUGCUCUUGACUCCUUUCAACAUGGAGGAUGCAAUCAAUGGCUCGCGCCCGCACGUGCUGCUAGUGGAUUUUGGGCUGGCAGAGAUUUUUGAUGAGCAGGCCGCAUUAGGUGGACCUGCGACUGUCAAGGGGAGUCCAGCUUACCUCUCACCUGAAGGGUUUGACGGCAAGCUUACGCAAAAAAGUGACACUUGGGCCUUGGGCGUGAUGCUGUACGAGAUGCUCGUGGGUGCCAGACCAUUUCGAGGAACCAACAAUAUUUUUGUUUUAUAUUGUCAGGUUGCGAACAAUGAGCCCACGUUUGAGAAAGUUCCAGAAGUUCCGCGGUCUCUUGUGCGGGCGUUGAUGGAGAAGAACCCACAAGCCCGGAUUUCGGCCAGGCAAUGCUUCGACCACGAAUGGCUGCGUUCGAGUCUUGACCAGCUGGAUGCGCACUUGCAGAUGCCAGACUCACUGGGACGACCGACAAGCUAUUUCUACAGAGCCGUAACUUUCUGCAUGGCUGCGGCGCUUGGCAUGAAAGACCUCAGCCGGGACACGCAACUCUUUGAAACUUUCGACACGGACAAGUCAGGCCAACUAGACACAGAAGAGCUGAAAGCGGGUUUGGCAAGGCUGGGGCUGCGGCAGGACCCCAGUGGUCUCAUGGCAGCCAUGGACCUGGAUCAGGAUGGCCAAAUAUCGUACACGGAGUUUUUGGCGGCUACGCUUUGCCUAGAUGAGGAGCGUGGGGAGCGAUUGAUGCGAUAUGCGUUCAGCACUUUUGAUCUGGACGAUGAUGGCUACAUAUCCAUGCCUGAGCUCAGACAGCUCCUUUCAGGUGAGGGUGCUCUGGUGGCAGAUGUCCUUCCCGAUGGGCAGACAGUGGAUGAGGUGAUGGAGGAAGUCUCUGGUGGCGAGGGCGAAAUCUCGUACUCUAGAUUUCGGGCGUAUCUGACUCGAAGUUAUCGAAGCGCUGACCGGCCGGUCUCUGCUACAGCUCGCGGACUGGUUAGACACCGUACCAAGGAGCUGGAUGUCGAAGAAGGUAGCGAAGGCGCAGGAGACACUGAGAUGGUGGAGCCUGAGGAUGCUUCGGACCUGAUUAACCGCCUUGACGAUCUAGAGGAGGCAGAGGUGGAGGAUGACUCCGGGCCGGAAGAGGGACCCGGUCGAACAAUGAUGCGCCAAACCACGACAGGGCAGCUGGAAAACUCUAGCGAGGAGCUCAUGGGCUUCCAUCAAUGGUUGGACGACCUCUUCCAGGACCAACGACGUGAUGCCCGGCUGACCUUCUUGCUCCGCUUCCGCGACCCGCGUGUUGAGGCGGCGUACGUCUCGUACUAUCUGCCAGCAACGCUUCGCCAAGCACAAGUUUACGCUUUGCCGGUUGCAGCCUAUGCUAUCUGGGCGGUGACUACAGAGCACUUUCACUGGCAACCGUCCCUCCUGCGCUGGACGUCAACUGUGCAAGCAGUCAACAACCUGGCCUGGUUGGUUAUCUUCGUUGGGGCUUUCCUCAUGUUUACAGCGAUAGCUCUCUGGCUGUGGAAGAGGCGCCAGAAGGGCGAGUUGCUGAGGGCAAAAGGCAGACAGCUGUCUGGUAAGGCCAAGAAGCAGCUGGUGCAGGCUGAGUCGGAGUUUGACGCUCAGGCCGUCGUCGCAGAGCACAUGCUGUGCGCAUGGACAGUGGUUACUCCCUGGGUGGCCUGCUUCUUUGCCAAUCGGAGGCGACUCGCUGCUCUCUGGGGAAUGAAAGCACUGGAUGUGUUCGCUGCAGUGAGCAAUGACUAUGAGGUCAUCCUGACAAUGUUAGGGACAUUGAUGUUCUUCUCCAUGCGGACGAACCUGUCCUUUGCGCAUGCGCUCCCUAUGGCCUUGUCAUGUUUUCUGGCCUAUGGCAGCAGCUCUAUUGUCCUGCAAUCUACCGUGGAGGCAGACCAGAAUGAUUUCAACUGGGGCUGGACUGGGGUACUUCUGGCUAUUUCGUCGGCUCUUUGCUUGUCCGGGCACCGGAACCUAGAGUACCAGCGCAGGCUAUCCUUCCUUUCUCUGUAUGCAUCCUUUGCAGUGCUGAAGGAUAUUGAGGUGGACGAUCCAGCCACCUUCGUAGACUAUAUGGCCUUCGAGAGAAGGGCAUCCAGCGACGCGCAAAACGAAACUCCUGCAUCUGGAGCUGUUCCACUUGGCAUGAGAGAGACGAGACUAGCGCGACUGAAGCGGGGCCAAGAGCUGCUAAGAAGGCUGAGCUCAAGCCCUGGAAUGGGCAACCAAGCUUUCCGGAAUGCACUGGUGGGGCUUCUUGACAUCCUGUCAUCUGCCCGGGAAGAUCUGGCGCAGGCAGAUCGCCUGUUGAAGCCAGAUGUCGGUGAGCAGCUCCAGAAGCAGGCUAUCCAAGGCGAGGCCCAGCAAAAACUGCUUGACCUGUUCGACGACUUGCCACCAGUCCCGCGGCUCCCACGGGAGGUUGAUAAAUUGCUUGACACCGAAGGGGCAUUGAAUGGCAGCGAGGAAAGAGAGAAGGAGCAGAAGAUGGAGGCGCAGCGAGCUUGCACCUGA